This is a messenger RNA of Gossypium arboreum, 804 nucleotides long. RefSeq lists its product as uncharacterized. NCBI's taxonomy places the organism in Eukaryota, Viridiplantae, Streptophyta, Magnoliopsida, Malvales, Malvaceae. The record is from RefSeq and is a predicted model, not a curated record. Gene Ontology annotation, molecular function: RNA-DNA hybrid ribonuclease activity; nucleic acid binding. The coding region runs from base 1 to 804 and encodes 267 amino acids. The transcript has 4 exons.
AUGGGAACAAAAUCCAAUGUUGGAAGGACCAUUGGAUUCCCAAUGCUUGGUUACCAAAAGAGAUCAUUUGUCAAAUCAAGGGUAUCCCACCUUCUCAUCCACUUGAAGAACCUAAUAGGCUCUCCUGGCGUCAUACUUGAACCAAAGCUUUCACCAUCAAAAAGACUCCCUACCAAUGCAGAACGAGCUAGGCGUGGACUAGCAAAGGACCCUUCUUGCCCAUUUUGUGGGCAUGCGUAUGAUGAUAUCUUGCACACCAUUCGAGACUGCACUUUUGCUAAAGAAGUAUGGAAACAGAGCCCGGAGGAGAUAAUUAAAACCUUAGUAUCUUGGGCCAAGCACUUCUCCUUGGGAAGCAGAGAAGUUGCAGAUACUGAAAUUGAAUCGACUCGUGGAGGACCAUUAGAAGGAGAGUGGACUUAUCUUAACACAGAUGGUGCCAUUCGAGGGACUCAAGGGUUGCAGCUGCUGCAAGACAGAAAUAGAGAGUGGAUCCUAGGUUACAAUAAAUAUCUAGGUAAUUGCUCGAUCCUAGAUACGAUACUUUGGGGUAUUCUUGACUGCCUAAAACUCAUCCACCGAAGAGGCGAGGUCAAUGUUGUAAUUCAGUCUGAUAGCUUGGAGGCAGUCAAAGCUAUUCGCGGAAGUGUCCUAAAGUCCUCACACUCUGCUCUUAUCAAAAAGAUACAAUGCAUCCUAUCCCAAGAAAGCAAUUGGAUCUUAAGCUACAGUCCUAGGGAGGAAAAUCAAAGUGUCGAUUUUAUAGCCAAAUUGGCUUUCGGAGGAAUACCUUCAACUAAUUGA